Messenger RNA from Elgaria multicarinata webbii, 1020 nucleotides. RefSeq lists its product as uncharacterized. The record is from RefSeq and is a predicted model, not a curated record. Lineage: Eukaryota; Metazoa; Chordata; Lepidosauria; Squamata; Anguidae. The transcript has a single exon. The annotation marks the transcript as partial. Gene Ontology annotation, molecular function: RNA-DNA hybrid ribonuclease activity; nucleic acid binding.
CCCUUCCACCUCUAUGUAGACGAAAAGAAGGGCACAGCCGUGGGCGUCCUGACCCAGAGAGUGGGUUCGUGGAAUCGGCCUGUAGCAUACCUAAGCAAGAAUACUGAUCCUGUGAGCAGAGGUUGGCCAGGAUGUCUCCGAUGUAUCGCCGCCGCAUGCCUGCUCUUAACUGAAGCCAUUAAACUUACCUAUGGGCAGCACAUAGAAAUCACUGCCUCACACUCCAUGAAAGCUCUGCUAGAAACCCACGGACCAAAGUGGAUGACCAACUCCCGACUUGUCAAAUACCGAGCACUGCUGUGUGAGAACCCUAACGUGCAAGUGAAUGACUGCGUAGCCCUGAACCCUGCGACUCUGAUGCGCUUGCCUGAGCCAGUUAUACAUGAUUGCCAAGAAAUAAUGGACACCGUCCAUUCUAGCAGACCCGACCUAAAAGACAGUCCUGUGCCUGGCAGCAUCGUCCUUUUCACUGAUGGAAGCAGUUUUGUCCAGCAUGGUGUCAAAAAGGCGGGUUUCGCCGUAGUGACAGAAGAUGAUGUCCUAAUUGCUGAAGCUCUUCCACCUGGCACAUCCGCUCAGAAAGCUGAACUCUUAGCUUUAAUCGCUGCACUAGAAUGGGGAAGAGAAAAGAAGAUCACGGUCUAUGCAGAGUUACAAAGAAAGCCUGUUAGGGAAGACGUGGGACGGGCCAUACACCAUUAUACUGACUACGCCUACUGCUUUAAAGGUCCAAGGGAAUUCCAGUUGGAUUCAUUGGAGCCGAGCCAAAUUAGCCGCACCCGAGAGAUGGCAGGCCACGAAAGGUGCGGGCCUAAAGCUCACCCUGAGGAAACAGCCCUCACCGCUGGACGCGACGGGAGAAGACUCCUCGGGACCGGCAACCGAGGGAGCGAAAUAACUGGGGGCGCUGCAUCCCCUCUCAACCUGGAAAGAAGAGGUGGACACCGCCCGAAGCAUGUUUUGCCUAUUUUGCUCUUCCUGCUGACCCUGAGCAUAUCAUCCCAGAAGUCAAAACUUGAU